Rhodamnia argentea is the source of this 1645-nucleotide messenger RNA. Its product is annotated as non-structural maintenance of chromosomes element 4 homolog A. The transcript has 7 exons. Gene Ontology annotation, cellular component: Smc5-Smc6 complex; nucleus. The coding region runs from base 118 to 1326 and encodes 402 amino acids. Gene Ontology annotation, biological process: DNA repair. Lineage: Eukaryota; Viridiplantae; Streptophyta; Magnoliopsida; Myrtales; Myrtaceae. The record is from RefSeq and is a predicted model, not a curated record.
AUUCAAACUUCUCUCUCCUCUCUCACUCGCGCGCUUGCCAAUCAGCGAAAUCUUCGCAUUGGGGGUUUGCUUUCUCCCCAAGUUUUAGGGUUUUCAGUCGCGAUCGAUUUCUCGCCCAUGAAGAGGGAGGCGGUAACCUCCGACGGCGCCGGGAUUGGCUCGAAGAGGAAGGGCGUCGGCGGGGCCGUCGCCCCGGAGCAGCUCAGGGCCGUGAAGAGGGAGCGGUUGUGCAGGAACCGCGGGGAGAAGGAGCCGUCGCAGGCGGCCCAGCAAGACGACUCUGCUCGCAGAGUCCUGCGCUCCCACUACCUCGCCGUCAAAAAUCUCAUCAACGACGAAAGAGAUGACUUGCUGAGGGCGGACUCGGAUAGGUUCGCUACCAUCAUCACUGAAGUGGAGAACUUGUAUGAACAGGUACAGAAGCCGAGGGAGCAAGUGGCAGAUGCUGAGGCACUUUUAGAUAUUGCAAACACUCUGGUUAGCUCAGUGAAAUCAUACUCCAGUGAGGGCAUAACUCCAUCAGAUUUUGUGAAUUGCUUACUCAAGGAUUUCGGUCAGCCGGUGGGAGGCUUGGGAAUCAGUGAAAAUGAUCGGGUCCCCUUUAGCUGGAAGGAUUUAGGCGUACGUGUUUCGCCCAUCUUCAGAAACUUCAAUGGCUGUUCCACCAUGCUUGGACCAAUGAAUACUCAGCUUAAGCAAAGGAAGGUUACUGUUCAUAGAAGGCAUACAAGGCCCACUGAAAGUGCUCGCCCUGAGGAGAUUGAUGAAGGUGAGGUUGAAGGGAAGACAGAUACUGAUAAGAACAUGUCAACAAUGUUUGAGAUCUUAAGAAGGAAGAAGCGCGUCGGACUUGAUAGCUUGAUUUUGAACAGACAGUCUUUUGCACAGACGGUUGAGAAUCUGUUUGCUUUGUCUUUCCUAGUCAAAGAUGGGCGAGCGGAGGUUAUUGUGGAUGAAAAGGGCAAUCACUUUGUUUCGCCAAAAAAUGCUCCUGUUUCUAGUCUUGUUCUGUCUGGUGAAGUGGCUUACAGCCAUUUUGUAUUCAGAUUUGAUUACAGGGAUUGGAAGAUGAUGAUUAGCACACUACCACAUGGAGAGGAGUUGAUGCUACAUAGAGAGCAGCAGAUCUGCUUGGCUUCUUCUCAAACAGAUCCUGUGUCAUGUAAUUCUCAAUCAGCAUUGCCCACAACACCCAUUAAGAAACUGACUAGAAAUCGUGGUUUGGUCAUACAGGAAGAAACGGUGAUUGAAGACUCUCCCGUAAUUGGUGAUGGCUCUUCAACAAGAGCUAAUGCCAUCCGAAAAUGUAAACGGAAAGUGCAAUGAGGCUGCUUUUUUGAGGUCAUGGCGCAUGUCGAGACUCCUUUGGUUUCUGCUUCUCUAUUUUCUGCAGUUUUUUGUGUACAUAGGUAGACGGUCUACGAGUUACUAACUUAGUCCCUAUUUGAAAGUGCGUCCCUCUAAUUCUUUCUGGAAAUUUUGUUUUUGAACUGAGGCCUUUCUGUUGGGGUGUAUAUGUUAGGUUUUUAGAUCAUGUGAGGAUGCACUAUGUUGUGGUUGGUCCUUAUCAAUCAGAAGAAUUGGGCAUGAGUAUUCUUGUAUUAAAUGUCAAGAGCAAGCCAUUCGAGCGAUUCUCUAUUUUUCA